Heterostelium album PN500 is the source of this 168-nucleotide messenger RNA. RefSeq lists its product as uncharacterized. The record is from RefSeq and is a predicted model, not a curated record. Bases 1 to 168 code for a protein of 55 amino acids. NCBI's taxonomy places the organism in Eukaryota, Evosea, Eumycetozoa, Acytosteliales, Acytosteliaceae. The transcript has a single exon.
AUGGUCAGAGCUAGAUGUCAAGGGUUAAGAGAACAACAAAUGGGAGGAUACAAAAAAGUUUAUUGUAAAGAGAGGAAACUCGAAGAAGGUUGUAAAGUUAUUUCAAUUGAUGAAGAUGCACCCUAUCCAGAUUGUUGUCCUAAAAUAGAGUGUGGAUAUAGUUUCUAA